GUUGCCAGCGGCCGCCUGUCGCCCCGCUCACCGUCGCGCAGCCCUGCGCGUUCCGCUGACGGCAUCGGGCCGCGCCGUGACGUCAGAAAGGCGCGCCGGGGCGGGGCGAGGCCUACGCGAGGAGGGAGCCGCUGCGGCCUGCGCGGGCCCGCGGGUGUCAUGAGCCAUGGAGCCGGGGCGACAGACGCUGCCGCUGGAGAACGCCUCCAUCCUCUCCGAGGGCGCCCUGCAGGACGGGCACCGCCUCUGGAUCGGCAACCUCGACCCCAAGAUCACCGAAUACCACCUUCUCAAACUCCUUCAGAAGUUUGGCAAAGUAAAGCAAUUUGACUUUCUCUUUCACAAGUCUGGUGCUCUGGAGGGUCAACCGAGGGGUUACUGUUUUGUGAACUUUGAAACCAAACAGGAAGCAGAAAAGGCGAUCCAAUGUCUCAAUGGGAAGCUGGCCCUUUCCAAGAAAUUGGUGGUGCGGUGGGCACAUGCACAAGUCAAGAGAUAUGAUCAUAAUAAAAAUGAGAAGAUUCUUCCAAUCAGUCUGGAGCCAUCUUCCAGCACGGACCCACCCCAGUCUAACUUAAGUGUCAGUGCAAAAAUAAAGGCCAUCGAAGCCAAGCUGAAAAUGAUGGCAGAAAAUCCAGAUGUUGAAUUUCCAGCAACACCUGUUUAUUCUUACUUCAAACCACCAGAUAAGAAAAGGACUACUCCUUAUUCCAGAGCUGCAUGGAAAUCCAGAAGAUGAUGCUUAUGAAUGGAUAUGGUAGCAAGAAACACUGCUCUAUGUACCUGGAAUCCUCCAACGCUUUUGUACUUUGUCUAGUGAGAAGGAAACUGCCACCUGAGCACAGUAUCAAUAUAUAUGACACAGUGUUUUAUGACACCUUAGGUGGUCUGCAGAAUACUCCUUAUUGCCAGUGUAGCUUCACAGCUGAAUGCUGUCCAGAAAAGUAAGUUCUGUUCAAAGCCUAUGAUGAACACCCAGACAACCUCUUGUUAGUGUGCAUUCAGUAGUGAGACUAGAAACAAUAACCAGUGUAUGGAGUAAAGCACAUCCAAAAUGUUCCAUUUAACUGCUUACUUUCUAAAGUAUUUUUAAACAAGGGGUAUUCCACUUCGUGUUUUUUAAUGGACAGAAAGCACUUGGUUAUGAGUGACAUUCUGUAGUUACCAUGGAAAACUUCUUUUCAUCUCAAUAAAACUAAUUUUAAAUGGAUCUUGCAACAAUUCUAGCAACUGUGCUUUUGCAAUAUUCAUAUGCACUGAAUAAAUUAAUUUUGCCUUUUGAUUUGCUUGCUUUAAGACAAAGGUGGUCAUGACACAGCACAGACAUUUUCAUGUAGUUUGUAGGUAUGUGCCUCUGUGUUGGAAUUGGUAACUUUACGCACCACUGAGGUCUGUUCUGUGCUGUAAGCUUCACAAGGCAGCGGUGGCAUUUCUAGUGUUCCCAUUCAAUAAUCCCCUUUAGUGGUAGUUCUUCAUAAACCAAAUGUGACGGCAUGAGAGUAACAUCGCUGCUUCAAAGGCGUCUGUCAGGCACAUGACCUCCGCAUUUACCCCCCAACCAGUCUGACUUCUGUUUUUUGCUGGCUGGUAAAGAUGGUUGAUUAUGUCUCUUGGUGUAACGUGAGUGGCGCAAGCGUUUGUGGUGAGACAGUGCUACUGUAUGAUCGAGGAUUAUCUGUAGGAGGUGUUUAAUAUGCAAGUCUAAUACAUAGCAUUUUGCUUAAAUCAUCCGACAUACAGUGCAUUCUUUUCCCCAAAUGUUCUCUGCAAAUUUGAAAGACCCGGGGAGAGGCCGUCGUCCGGCAGCAUUCUCCUUUGUGCACGUAGUGCUGCAGACUGUGUACAAGAGGGAUGCUGGGGAGCGUGCGCUCUCCGGGACAGCGGAUACUGUUCUGAUUUUUGCCAAUGUCCAGUUUAGCACUUGAGUCCUUGCAGUAGUGAAUCUUCGCCUCACCAGUCACUCUCAAGUUGCUUCAGCAACAUGAUGAACAGUGAUCUUGGAGAAGAGGAGAACAUGGUAUUUAAGCAGACCCUUGUUUCUCUAUGCAGGUGUUGCUCACUUUUUUAGCAAGAUAGGUUUUGUGUUCCUGAAGCAGUACGCCUGUCCUAGAGUGUAGGGCAUGCUUCACGUGUACGUGUGUAUGAUGGAUGGAUUGUUAAAAGCCUAAAUUGUUUAAAAAGUAGGUGUCUCGCUAUUGAAUAUUUACUUUCUAAUUUUCUUUGGAUACUUGACUAAAGAGAAGUUGUAUCCUUUAGAGUUUGUACCCCGUGAAUGACAAUUACACCUAUUUACAUUCCUCUGUGAA
Molecule: messenger RNA, 2306 nt
Organism: Rhea pennata
Lineage: Eukaryota; Metazoa; Chordata; Aves; Rheiformes; Rheidae
Gene: RBM18
Product: RNA binding motif protein 18
Exons: 6
Coding region: 167-739 (190 amino acids)
Molecular function (GO): RNA binding
Source: RefSeq, a predicted model, not a curated record